Molecule: messenger RNA, 780 nt
Organism: Chaetura pelagica (chimney swift)
Lineage: Eukaryota; Metazoa; Chordata; Aves; Apodiformes; Apodidae
Gene: HAUS1
Product: HAUS augmin-like complex, subunit 1
Exons: 8
Coding region: 1-780 (259 amino acids)
Biological process (GO): spindle assembly; centrosome cycle
Cellular component (GO): cytosol; HAUS complex
Source: RefSeq, a predicted model, not a curated record
AUGAACAGGAAUCAGCUCAUCCCACGGUACAAAGAGGCUGCAGUUGGUGCCUUGCGUGAGAUGGCAGAAGGCAGUGGGGCCUCAGGCAGGGAUCUUUCUUUGCUGAUAGAGGACAUGAAGGAGAAGGAAUCAGCAUAUAAAACAGAAGCUAAAUCUCUACAGGGGGUUCUGACGGAACGCCUGGGCCUUUCCCUCUCUAGUCUGUCCAAAGAAGCCACCAACUGUCUGGAUGUCCUGGUGAGCAGUGCGAUGGCACUUGAAACCAAGGACACUUCUCUUACCAGCUUCUUCUGUGCCAUCAAUGAUAUGACUUCAGAGCUGUAUGCAACAGAAGCAAAAAACAAGAAAAUGGAAGCUGAAGUGACCAAGAUGAGGGCAAAACUAACUGCGGCGCUGCUGCUGGAGGAGCGUUUAAAGGGGGAUAUAACGAAAACGGAAGAACACCUGGACACAGAAGAAGUCAAAGCUGACCUCCGGGAGCAUAACUUGGACUUCUUGAGCAGGAAAUCUGUGGAUAUUGACAGCAGGAUCAGGGCUACUGAGGAGCAGAUCACUGCUACGGGAUUGGACCAGUCGCUGACGCAUGAGGCCCUCAUGAACCUGUCUGAGAAAGUGGCUGGACUGCAGCAAGAAACUGCCUCUUUGCAGAAGAAACUGGAGUCUUACCUCAGUUUACCUCCUAGUCUCUCCCUUGCACGAGUCAAGAUUGAAGAAGUGAAACGAGAGCUGAACGUUGUGGAGGCAGAGUUGUCAAAGGAGAUUGAGAACCUGGAUCUCUGA